Messenger RNA from Striga asiatica, 1486 nucleotides. Lineage: Eukaryota; Viridiplantae; Streptophyta; Magnoliopsida; Lamiales; Orobanchaceae. The record is from the annotation of a GenBank genome assembly.
CUUUUUCUCUGCCUAUUAAAAACCUUCUACUAUACCACCAUACACAAUUUCACUUCAUCAUUUUCACACACAUACACAGACAGCUUGAAGUAAGAAAAACAAUGUCCAAUAACAAGCUGUUCUUGAAUUCAAAAUUGGUCUUUGUGGCUUUCUUGGUAUUGAGUUUCAAAAAUGCAGAUUUAACAAGUUGCCAAGAAAAUGAUGAUGAUAAUGGAGUUAGCAACAGAAGGGCAUUAGUUCCAGCCAUGUUUGUGUUUGGUGACUCUUUGAUAGACAAUGGCAAUAACAACAAUUUGCCCUCUUUAGCUAAAGCAAACUAUUUCCCUUAUGGCAUUGAUUUUAAAGGUGGCCCAACUGGGAGGUUCUCUAAUGGCUACACUAUGGUUGAUACCAUUGCUGAAUUGCUUGGGCUGCCAUUAAUUCCUGCAUAUUCUGAGGCCUCUGGUGAUCAAAUGAGAUAUGGAGUUAAUUAUGCAUCUGCAGCUGCCGGCAUUCUUGACGAUACCGGCAGAAAUUUUGUUAGCCGAAUCCCAUUUAAUCAGCAGAUCAAGAAUUUCGAAAACACGCUCGACCAACUAACGAACAAUCUUGGCGCUUUGGAACUUGCACAAGCCUUGUCCAAGUGCAUUUUCUUUGUAGGCAUGGGAAGCAAUGACUAUCUCAACAAUUACUUAAUGCCUAAUUACAACACGAAAAAUCAGUACAACGCUCAACAAUACGCCGAUCUUUUGUCUAAACAGUACUCCCAACAGCUCACCAGGUUAUACAAUCUUGGAGCUCGGAAGUUUGUGAUAGCUGGACUUGGGCUUAUGGGCUGUAUUCCUAGCAUAUUAGCUCAAAAUAACAAUGGAAUUUGUUCGGAGCAAGUAAAUCAACUUGUUCUCCCGUUUAACACGAACACAAAAGCUAUGAUCAAUAGCCUUAGUAUUAAUCUCCCGGGCGCGAAAUUUUCUUACAUUGAUAUUCGUAACAUGUUCGGAGAUCUUCUUGCAAAUGCCAGAUCAUAUGGUUUUCACGUGGUAAAUCGAGGUUGUUGUGGUAUUGGGAGGAACAGAGGGCAAGUAACUUGCCUUCCUUUUCAAACUCCAUGUGCCGAUCGAAAAGGAUAUAUAUUCUGGGACGCGUUUCACCCGACUGAGGCUGUUAAUGUCUUGUUUGGCAAGAGAGCUUUUAGUGGGAACAAGGAUUUUGUUUAUCCCAUGAACAUACACCAACUUGCCAAUCUUUGAACUUGUUGUCCAAACAUUGCCUUGUUUGUUGUCUUUGUUUUGCUCUUCUUUUCUGUGAAAUGUGUGUUCUCUCUUCUGUUUUUGUAAGCAGAGGUGUAGGAAAGAAAAUUGAUCUGACAUGAGCUACUAUAAUUUUUAUAUAUGUAUUUUGAUUUGCUGUUUUGAUUUACAUGUUUGUUUAAAAUAAUGACUUAGAUGAAUGAACCAUAUUUUGUAGUAUCUUAACAGAUGUAAUGAAAUGACUUGCCUCAUGAAAU